CCCAUCAGCUGUAGGUUGACUGUGAAUGCCAGGGAUAACAUUACAGUCUAUUCCAAGAUGGGGACGGCUUGGUUCAUGUCUGUCAGUGUGGUGUUCCUUCUUUUUAUUGGACAGUGUCAUGGUGUUACAGAUAUACCGACCAUUGCUGGACUCCCGUCGAUAUACAAAGUGAAAGAAGAGUCUAGACUCAGGAUAGACUGCAGUGCUUACACAGCACCAGGCAACCCUUCCACAACAAGGUACAAGUGGACGUACAGUGGUUCUACUGUCAGUACAGGGCCAAUAGUUGACAGAAGCAGCAUCAGAAGGAGUCAGGGGGGACAGUAUACCUGUACUGCCAGCAACACAGAGGGUUCAGCAUCUUCAUCAGUCACUGUGGAUAUACAGUAUGCACCUACCAUUGCUGCACUUCCGUCAAUAUUCAAAGUGAGCGAAACGUCUCAUCUAAAGAUAGACUGUAGUACUUACACAACACUGGGCAACCCUUCCACAACAAGCUACGGAUGGACGUACGGUGGUUCUACUGUCAGUACCGGAGCAGUACUUGAUAGAAGCAGCAUCAGAAAGAGUCAGGCAGGACUGUACACCUGUACUGCCAGCAACACCCUGACACCAAGUGGAACGUCUCAACAACAAGGGAGAACAUCAGCACAGGUUAAUGUGGAUGUCCAGUAUAGACCGACCAUUGCUGGACUCCCGUCGAUAUACAAAGUGAAAGAAGAGUCUAGACUCAGGAUAGACUGCAGUGCUUACACAGCACCAGGCAACCCUUCCACAACAAGGUACAAGUGGACGAACGGUGGUUCUACUGUCAGUACAAGGCCCAUAGUUGACAGAAGCAGCAUCAGAAGGAGUCAGGGGGGACAGUAUACCUGUACUGCCAGCAACACAGAGGGUUCAGCAUCUUCAUCAGUCACUGUGGAUAUACAGUAUGGACCUACGAUUGUCGGACUCCCGUUAAUACGCAAAGUGAAAGAAAGGACUCGUCUGAGGAUAGACUGUAGUACUUACACAACACUGGGCAACCCUUCCACAACAAGCUACGGAUGGACAUACGGUGGUUCUACUGUCAGCACAUGGGCAAUACUUCGUACAAGAAGCAUCAGAAGGAGUCAGGCAGGACUGUACACCUGUACUGCCAGCAACACCCUGACACCAAGUGGAACGUCUCAACAACAAGGGAGAACAUCAGCACAGGUUAAUGUGGAUGUCCAGUACAUAGACACACCUCGACUGACUUUUGAGGAGUAUGAAGUUCAAGAGAACGAUACAGUCACCCUGUCGUGUAAUGUUUCCAGCAACCCUAUUGUGAUAAUGACGGUGAGAAGACCUACCCGUGGCACUGUGCUGGUGGCGAAACGCGUCAAUUCUCUCUCCCAUACCAUACAAAGGGCUCGGUGUUUAGAUACUGGAACAUACACUUGUUCAGCUACAAAUACAGCUGGAUAUCACAUCGCUACAAAGAAGCUAAAUGUAUUAUGUCCUCCUCGCCACGACUACAGGAAGCAGCUGGACAGUGUGGUGAUCAGUAACAGACAACGAGCAGCUUCUCUCGUGGCAGACAUCAUAGCCAACCCCAGGCCAAGCUUCACCUGGCACAGGUAUGAUGGGCAGGUGAUGUCCUCUGUCAGCGGUGGAGCAGGCGCAGUCACCAGUACAGGCCUACAGUCAGCGUUGCAGAUCAACAUCACCUCAGAUGUCGACUAUGGAGACUACACUGUCGAUGUGGAAAACAGUGAAGGCAGAGCGAGACUUACAUACACUCUAUCUGCUGCAUCACCACCCUCUGCACCUUCACAAGUCCAAGCGUCAGCAGUAGGUGACACAUCGGUGUCACUGCAGUGGGUCUCAGGCUACAAUGGUGGGGCAAACCAAACAUUCACGAUGCUGUACAAGUCAGAUCUACACUACCAUUGGGCAAUAUGGAGAGAUGACAUCACAGACCCAGGAAGAGGAACACAGGUCAAGGAAGCCAUCCUUUUGCUGACACCGACCUUGGCCUACCAGUUCCAUCUAUACGGCGUCAAUGUCUACGGUGAAGGGGAAGGCGUCACCAUAAAUACAACUACAUUAUCAUCCGGUAAAUAUGAAUUAGCAGUUGGCCUUGGAACUUCAAAUGGAGCCUUCAUGGUCAUCACCAUUCUGGUCAUUGGUUACUUCGUACGAAGACGGACUUCAGGAAAAGGUGAGAUCACCAACACACAUGCUGACGGAGCAUGUGACAAUAUGUACACAGAUCCAGUUGUACAGAUGCAUUGUCAGGUUACUGAAUUGGAGUGUGUAUAUGAACCAGUUGAAACAGAGAGAAUGCAAUCGGCGGAGGCUGCAGAAGAAGAGUUGUAUUGCAACACAGCUGAACCGUUCAAAGGUGAGAAAACCAAAACACAUUCUGACAAAGUAUGUAACAGUGGGUACACAGAUCGAGCUACACAUCAUCAGGUUUCUGAAUUGGAGCGUGUCUAUGUCCAAUUUGAAAUGGGGAGAAUGCAAUCGGCGGAGGAUGCAGAAGAAGAGGUCUAUUGCAACACAGCUGAACUGAACAAUGAAUCCCUUUACAUGAACACACUGUGAAGAAAAACAUACAACCGACAGAAUACUGAUCAUAGGGGAUGCUGAUUUCAUCAGAUUUAUUUUGCAUGAACUUCUAAAAAAGAUAUUCUAUGUGCUUUUAUAUAUUCACCUUCUUAUGUAGCUGUUGAUACUAUGUCAUUUAGAAGAUAUAUAGUUACAGAUGUUGAAAUAUACGACCUUAUAAUGGCGAUGUUUUAUGCUUUACUCAUAUCUACGGCACAUUCAAUGGCAUUCGGCAGGCACUUUGUCCUGAUGUGAGUACUGUGUACAAGACAUUAUGAAGGACAAUGCACGCACCACAAAAACACAACAUCUGAACCAAAAAACGUGAAAAUAUAUCACUAUAACAGUCUUGAGAUUGUAACUCCUGGACACAUCCUGGGUGAACUCAGGCUACAUAACGUCCUGCUUGACUGCACCACUGCACAACACCUUCCUGGGCUACUGCUCCACAUUGCCUCCCAGGCCAGUGUACUGCUGCAACACUUGGUUUCCGGGUGUUGAUGAAGGAGAUAGGUAUUAUGUGUUUCCGGAUUUGCCGGUGUUAUUGAGUAUUCAAUGCCUGGAUGACUGAGUAUUCCAUCUUGUCACUGCUUCUGUAGAUCGGUAAAUCUUUAUCUAGAAGAAUGGCUGUUCGGCUAAAUACUUGGUUGUUAAUUUCAAUGAUACUGAUAUGUUUUACUUCCUGUUUCUAAUACAACUGAGUUUGAAGGCUAUCAGCAUGAAGGGUGUCAAUGUUUGCGUUCGAGGUUACUGAACAAUGCUCCUAUGCAGUAGUCACGAAAUCAGUAUUUCAAAGCUCGAAAGACAGAGCCAUGUAUGGUUCUGGACAAUUCAAUCGGGUGCGUGAGGGUUCUCGAGUUGCCCGGACAAAGUACCCGGAAAAACCAGUGGGUCAAAGUGAAAGUUGUAGUGGCAGUCAGUAAAGUUAUACUCAUAACCAAAACCUCGUGGAUUGUGGUCUGAUUUAUCAUACUGGGAUAUUUUAAAAGCACAACCUACAAAAUUCCCUCAACAGUGGCCUCUUCAGUGCUAAAUAAAGAUUGAAAAUACAUCAGUCAAUCAAAGAUGAAGGUAACUUUAUACAUCAGAGUUCUUGAGAAUUAGUUCAUGUUUUGUUCUUAGACUAACAUUUCAACCAUCGAUUGUGUUCACAUGUAGACUCAAACUGGUAUAUUAAAAAAAUGUAUACCGACAACAACAACUGUAUUAGAAACAACAAACUCGGUAGAGACUCUUGUCUCCCAUCCUUUGUUUGGUAUGAUUAUGUCUUAUAAUUAUUUUAGGAUGGAAGGUACAGUUACCAAAUAAAAUAUUCUGAAAUAUCAAAUCAUUAUGACCAUAUUUCAUAAUCUAUUUUUUAAAGUAAUCCU
Messenger RNA from Haliotis rufescens (red abalone), 3944 nucleotides. RefSeq names its product hemicentin-2-like. The transcript has 14 exons. The record is from RefSeq and is a predicted model, not a curated record. Bases 58 to 2571 code for a protein of 837 amino acids. Gene Ontology annotation, cellular component: cell-cell junction. Gene Ontology annotation, biological process: cell-cell adhesion. Gene Ontology annotation, molecular function: cell adhesion molecule binding. Lineage: Eukaryota; Metazoa; Mollusca; Gastropoda; Lepetellida; Haliotidae.